CGGCGGCCAGAGGAGGGGGCGGUGGGGACCGGUUCCGGCGAACCGCAGGCGGCGAAGAGGGGGAAGCGGUGACCUGUUCCAGCGAGCAGGCGCUAAGCAGAGUCGGAAGCGGCGAUGUCGAAGCGGCUGGUGUCGCGGUUGCUGGGGAUGUUCCAGUCGCGGACGCAGGUCGGCGUCGACAAGGCCGGCAACCGCUACUUCACCCGCGUCGAGGAGGUCGACGGCGCCAUGAAGGAGAGGCGGUGGAUGGAGUUCAAGGGCGCCGACCAGGACUCGACCACCGUUCCAGUCGAGUGGAUUUGCUGGUUGAAUGGCCAAAGGAAGAAAGCUCCAACACCAGAGGAAUUGGCUGAGCUGGAGGCAAGGCGUGAACGUGUCAGGCAAAACAUUGAACUUAUCAAAAAGAAAGAAGAAGACGAAAGAAAGGCUGGUGUCCGACCAGUCAAGAAAAUUGGGAAAUCUGAAUCUCCAAAUCUCCAAAGUUUUAUGAAGCAGCAGUUCCCAGGUACUCUAGAUCAGCAGAAAGGGCCUGAGGAGGUACCUAGGCCUAAGGAUGCAACUGAUACAGAGGAUUCUACUACAGAUACUGACAGUGCCCGCCUUUUGCUAUAUCUUCCCUCAAUCAUUCGGUAUGGUGUUGCAAUUUUCUGGGAUCAAACAAUUAUGCUGUUCAUUUAUGUGCAAAAUAGAGCAUACUUUUUUUUCAAGGUUCAUGUAAUGUAAAGUAAAUUCAAUCCAGAGAUGGAAUGGGAGUUCAACUUCUGGGGUGUUUGAAACUGAAGUUGGAUAUCAUAAUAUCAUGGUAAUCAGAUUCUGGAUAUGACCUAUCUUAUGGACACCUAUGUUAAUCUUCCCAACUUCAGAAGUAGAGAAAGUGCACUGACUUAUGCAUUAAGCAAUGAACUGCUAUUGUCUUCAUCUGAUUACAUUGAUUCAACUUCCUUU
Molecule: messenger RNA, 945 nt
Organism: Panicum virgatum (switchgrass)
Lineage: Eukaryota; Viridiplantae; Streptophyta; Magnoliopsida; Poales; Poaceae
Product: NADH dehydrogenase [ubiquinone] 1 alpha subcomplex assembly factor 2-like
Exons: 8
Coding region: 115-723 (202 amino acids)
Biological process (GO): response to oxidative stress; mitochondrial respiratory chain complex I assembly
Cellular component (GO): membrane
Source: RefSeq, a predicted model, not a curated record